ACGCAUUUGACACCAGUGGGCCAAGCCUUUGAAAUGUGUAUGGGCUUGGCUGCUGGUUGUCUUCAUGAAGGGGGGAAAAUUAAAAAAAUGGAGGAGUGAUUGUGGUGGUGGUGUGGAGGUUAAGAGACAGGGGCGGACUGACAACUCAUGGGGCCCCAGUGUCCUUGCCCAAACUCAAAAAAGCCUAUGAAAAAGGUACCAGGGGUAUCUCAUGGGGCCCCCUACUGACCCCGGGCCCUCGGCAGGGCCUGAGUUUCCAAAUGGUCAGUCUGCCCCUG
This is a messenger RNA of Staurois parvus, 278 nucleotides long. Lineage: Eukaryota; Metazoa; Chordata; Amphibia; Anura; Ranidae. The record is from the annotation of a GenBank genome assembly.